AUGGCCCGCCGCGACCCUUUCUUCGAAGCAGGCGGACGCGCCGAGUUCCUCGAUACCCAAGUAGAUGUCUACCAGCGCAUGAACCGCAUGAGCUCGAGGCAGCGUCGUAUAGCGGAAUACGGCAUCUUCGCUCGUUACCUUGAACACUGGCCAGAAGACGCCAAUCGCGCCCGCGAGUACGCGAAGAACAUCAAGGGGACCGCCGUGCUGUCAGAGGUCAACCCCCUACUCAACCUCAUCCAGAACUGGCUGUACGCGCGUCGUCGGUACCGGCUCAGGUGCUAA
Peniophora sp. CBMAI 1063 is the source of this 285-nucleotide messenger RNA. NCBI's taxonomy places the organism in Eukaryota, Fungi, Basidiomycota, Agaricomycetes, Russulales, Peniophoraceae. The record is from the annotation of a GenBank genome assembly.